Gekko japonicus is the source of this 677-nucleotide messenger RNA. It is a transcript of the gene DCTN3, whose product is annotated as dynactin subunit 3. The annotation marks the transcript as partial. Gene Ontology annotation, biological process: cytoskeleton-dependent cytokinesis. The transcript is spliced from 5 exons. Gene Ontology annotation, cellular component: dynactin complex. The record is from RefSeq and is a predicted model, not a curated record. NCBI's taxonomy places the organism in Eukaryota, Metazoa, Chordata, Lepidosauria, Squamata, Gekkonidae.
AUAGCAGAUGGCUUGGUCAAAGUCCACAUGGCUUUGGGGAACAUCGCAAGCAAAAGAGAGAGGGUUAAAAUUCUUUACAAAAAAAUUGAAGACAUCAUAAAAUAUUUGGAUCCCCAGUACAUCGACCGCAUGGCUGUUCCGGAUGCCAUGAAGCUGCAAUUCAUCUUGGCAGAAGAACCAUCCAUCCUGGCUCAGGUGGCGCUUCUGGAGCAGGUGGACAGCCUGAAGCCUUACCUGGACAGUGCACAUAUCAAAGCCGCUCCUGACCACGCCGCCAGACUCCAGCGACUCUCUCAGAUCCACAUCCAGCAGCAGGUACGCGGGGAGAAUCCGGGUGUUGGAUUCUCUGGACCAGUUUUCUCCCACUUUGGUCUCCUACUUUUUAUUCCCUUAAAAGACCCCUUCCAGACUCUGCUGCUUUCGAAGCAAUUUGUCCAGUGGGAUGAAAUGCUCAACCAGGUGGAAGCCGCCAAGCAGGUGAAGCCCGUGCCGGAGUGAGGGCCGUGGCCUGACAAGGACCCCUUUGGAGUCGCGUGCGGCUCCCUCGCACCCUCGUCCGACGCUUCCCUUUUUGUGAGCGAGAGAAGAGAGCCGUCAGGCCCCGGAGAGCCCUACCCGGAACUGCCUCCUUCAGUCAACCCGCAGCUCCUUGGACUGAUGUGCUUGUGGGGCCUGCC